Messenger RNA from Pristis pectinata (smalltooth sawfish), 768 nucleotides. Its product is annotated as caspase-3-like. Bases 1 to 768 code for a protein of 255 amino acids. Gene Ontology annotation, molecular function: cysteine-type endopeptidase activity. Lineage: Eukaryota; Metazoa; Chordata; Chondrichthyes; Rhinopristiformes; Pristidae. The record is from RefSeq and is a predicted model, not a curated record. Gene Ontology annotation, biological process: proteolysis. The transcript has 4 exons.
AUGGCAGAGCGGCGGGCGGGGGUCAAGGCAAGAGCCCUCAUCGUGUCGGUGGGCAAGUUCCACUCUCCCUCCGGCCUCGGCCACAGGAAGGGGGCAGAGACCGACACCAAGAGACUCCACCACGUCCUGUACAAGCUGGGCUUUGAGGUGGUGAUCAGGAUGGACAUCACCGCGAGGGACAUCCUGCGGGAGUACAGGCGAGAAUCUCGUCAGAACCACGGGCCGAGUUUUGUCUCCAUUGUCUCGAGCCACGGAGAGGACGGAGUGAUUUACGGAGCAGACGGCGAGCCAGUGCACCUCCGGGACAUCUACUCCAUGUUCACAGAGAAGAACUGUCCGUCACUGGCGGGGAAGCCAAAGAUCUUCUUCAUUCAGGCCUGCAGAGGGGGAAAUCUGGACGACGGUGUGUGUGUGGAACAGAUUGAAACAGAUAGUUGCAGCGCUCAGCAGGAUUUCUUCUCUCACUACCUGGCGAUACCCGACGAUACCGCCGUCCAUUUCUCCAGCUGUCCAGGUUACUGUUCCUUCUUGCGCCCGUCUGGUUCUGCGUUCCUGCAGACCCUGUGUGAGCUACUGUCUGGGGAGCAGAGACACUGGGAGCUCCUUCGGAUCAUGACUCAUGUGAACUGCCGGGUUGCCCUGAUGUUUGAGUCCAGGGGCCGAUAUGGGGGCAAGAAACAGAUGCCUUGUUUCAUCAGCAAGUUACAAGAAGAGGUGUAUCCCUUCUCCGACAGACCCGCAGCAGAAAGAGAACCCAGUUCUCCCUGA